Molossus molossus (Pallas's mastiff bat) is the source of this 1861-nucleotide messenger RNA. It is a transcript of the gene KRT84, whose product is annotated as keratin 84. The transcript has 9 exons. Gene Ontology annotation, cellular component: keratin filament. Gene Ontology annotation, biological process: keratinization; intermediate filament organization. The record is from RefSeq and is a predicted model, not a curated record. Gene Ontology annotation, molecular function: structural constituent of skin epidermis. Lineage: Eukaryota; Metazoa; Chordata; Mammalia; Chiroptera; Molossidae. The coding region runs from base 59 to 1861 and encodes 600 amino acids.
ACUCCCAGCUCCAGCUCGCCCACGCUCUGCAGCUCUUGCUCUCCCCCAGGAAGCCAUCAUGCCCUGCCGCUCCUACCGAGUCAGCUCUAGUCGUCGUGUGGGCAACUUUAGCUCUUGCUCAGCAGUUGUCCCCCAGAGCCUGAACCGCUUCCGGACCAGCUCUGUCUCCUGCAAGAGUGGGUCCAGCCUCCGAGGCCUUGGCGGCUUUGGUAGUCGGAGCGUCAUUGCCUAUGGAUCAUGCUCUCCCCGGAUAGCAGCGGUGGGCCCUCGUCCCAUCCGGUGUGGAGUUGGCUUUGGUGCUGGCAGUGGAAUGGCUUUUGGCUUUAGUGGUGGUUGUGGUACUGGUCUAGGGUUUGGGGUUGGCAGUGGUGUUAGUCUGGGUUUGGGCGCCAGCAGUGGCCUUGGCUAUGGCUUCGGUCGCCCUGGCUUUGGCUACAGAGUUGGAGGAAUUGGAGUGCCAGCAGCCCCAUCGAUCACAGCAGUGACUGUUAACCAGAGCCUGCUGACCCCCCUCAACCUGGAGAUUGACCCCAAUGCCCAGAGGGUGAAGAGAGAUGAGAAGGAGCAAAUCAAGACCCUCAACAACAAAUUUGCCUCCUUCAUCGACAAGGUGCGGUUCCUGGAACAGCAGAAUAAGCUUCUAGAGACCAAGUGGAACUUCCUGAAAGAGCAGAAGUGUACCAGGAGCAACCUGGAGCCCCUCUUCGAGAGUUAUGUCACCAACCUGCGGAGGCAGCUGGGUGCAGCCAACAGCGACCGGGCCCGUCUGGAGGCUGAGAGGAACAACGUGCAGGAUGUCCUCGAGGGUUUCAAGAAGAAGUAUGAAGAGGAGGUGGUAUUCCGGGCCAACGCUGAGAAUGAGUUUGUGGCUCUGAAGAAGGACGUGGAUUCAAUUUUCUUAAAUAAAUCUGAUCUAGAGGCCAACAUGGACACCCUCGUUCAGGAAAUCGACUUCAUGAAAACUCUAUACAUGGAGGAAAUCCAGUUGCUGCAGUCACACAUCUCAGAGACAUCGGUCAUCGUGAAGAUGGACAACAGCCGGGACCUGGACUUGGAUGGAAUCAUCGCCGAAAUCAAGGCGCAGUAUGAAGAGGUUGCCAGGCGCAGUCGGGCUGAUGCUGAGGCCUGGUACCAGAACAAGUAUGAGGAGAUGCGGGUGACAGCUGGCCAACACUGUGACAACCUGCGCAACACACGGAAUGAGAUCAAUGAGCUGACCCGCCUGACCCAGAGGCUGAAGGCGGAGAUCGAGCACGCCAAGGCGCAGCGAGCCAAGCUGGAGGCUGCAGUGGCUGAGGCGGAGCAGCAGGGUGAGGCAGCUCUCAAGGACGCCAAAUGCAAGCUGGCAGAUCUGGAGGGCGCCCUGCAGCAGGCCAAGCAGGACAUGGCGAGGCAGCUGCGGGAGUACCAGGAGCUGAUGAAUGUCAAGCUGGGCCUGGACAUCGAGAUCGCCACCUACAGGCGCCUGCUGGAGGGCGAGGAAAUCCGGAUCUGCGAAGGUGUUGGACCGGUAAACAUAUCUGUGAGCAGCUCCCGCGGUGGCAUGGUGUGUGGGCCUGAGCCCCUGGCCGCCAGCUCCACCCUGUCCCGCGGCAGAGUCACCUUCUCUGGCAGCAGCAUCCAUUCUGGCGGCAUCUGUGGCUCCAGCCUGGGUGGGGCCCAGGUUGUCAUGGGCAGCGGGGACCUACUGAGCACAGGCUUCAGGGGAGGCUCAGUGCUUGUGAGGGAGUCCUGCACCCCCAGCGUGCCCUGCCCGCUGCCCACCGAGGGCGGCUUCAGCAGCUGCAGUGGGGACCGUGGCAGCCGCAGUUCCAGUGUCCGCUUCGUGUCUACCACCACCUCCCGCCGGACCAAGUACUAA